Messenger RNA from Symsagittifera roscoffensis, 1723 nucleotides. Its product is annotated as 26S proteasome non-ATPase regulatory subunit 14-like. Gene Ontology annotation, molecular function: protein binding; metallopeptidase activity; proteasome binding. Lineage: Eukaryota; Metazoa; Xenacoelomorpha; Acoela; Convolutidae. The record is from RefSeq and is a predicted model, not a curated record. Gene Ontology annotation, cellular component: eukaryotic translation initiation factor 3 complex; nucleus; cytoplasm. Gene Ontology annotation, biological process: protein deubiquitination; translational initiation; proteasome-mediated ubiquitin-dependent protein catabolic process. The transcript is spliced from 6 exons. The coding region runs from base 21 to 1433 and encodes 470 amino acids.
AAACUUAUUAAAUAGUCAAAAUGAGUGAUAGUCAGAACCAUCACGAUAUAACACAUCUUUUAACUCCGUUUUUUGAUCGGCAGUUAAUUAUUCCCUUCUUAGAGUUUCUCAGUGGUAAAGAAAUUUAUAAAGAAGAACAUAUCUUAAAUGCUAAGAUAGAGCUCUUAAGAGGAACUAAAAUGGCCGAUGCAUUGGUGGAAAUAUAUGAAACUAUGGGGGAAACUGCACCUGAUGAUCUUCUGGCUCGAAGAGAAGCUAUUGUUGCUGACUAUAGGUUGAGAGAACAGGAAAUAACUAAUAUUGUUGGUGCUAUCGAGAGAAUACAACAGGACGAAGAUAUUAAUUUGGACCUUGAGACUUUGCAACGGGAGCUACAGGAGGAUGCUGUUGAGGCAGUUCAUCGUAUAUACCACUAUGGUAAGUUGCAAUACGAUACUGGAAACUAUCCUCUGGCCAUUGAGUAUUUGGAUGUGUACUCAGCAUUGGCACCGUCUAGUGACAAGUACAGCAUGAGCGUCAUUUGGGGAACUAUGGCUUGUUAUAUUCUGAACCAGAACUGGGAUCAAGCUUUGGAAGACUUGAAGCGUUUGCGACAAAUUAUUGAUCAGAACUCGGCAACUGCGAACCCCCUGCAAUCUCUGCAACAGCGCACCUGGCUCAUCCACUGGGGUCUGUUUGUCUACUUCAACCACCCGAAGGGACGCGACCUCCUCAUAGACCACUGUCUGGUGUCCGACCAACAGUACCUGAACGCCAUCCAAACCCAAUGUCCACACAUUCUCAGAUAUUUAUGCGUGGCAGUGAUUGCGAAUAAAAGACGCAGAAAUGUAAUGAAGGACUUGGUGAAGAUCAUUGAACAGGAGAGCUACGCGUACAAGGAUCCAAUCACACAGUUUGUGUCUUGUCUCUUUGUGGACUAUGACUUCGAUGGGGCUCAGAACAAGCUAAAGGAAUGUGAAGCUGUCAUCACAAACGACUUCUUCUCAACUGCGUGUACUGAGGAUUUUAUGGAGAAUGCACGUCUGUAUAUCUUCGAGAUGUUCUGUCGUAUCCAUCAGGUCAUCUCGAUUGACAUGUUGGCCCGAAAACUAAAUAUGGGUGCUGAACAAGCCGAACAAUGGAUUGUGAAUCUGAUCCGAGAUGCGAGAAUGGACGCCAAAAUUGAUUCCCAAAAGGGACACGUGUUAAUGGGAACUGUAGAUGUUACAGUAUACCAACAGGUUUUGGAUAAGGUGAGGGCGCUCCAGUUUAGAACGCAGCAGUUGGCUAAUAAUCUGAACAAGCUCUCGGAUCAACAUCAUUCUAACCAGUCUCAUUCGUCGCAUGGCUACAAGUCGGCGGGAAGUGCAUCCUCGCAUCAGUUCGGAGCUCUGACCAACAAUAAGCAAGAGUCUUCGGCGCCCACGUCAGUUUGGAAUACCGGCGCGCUUUGAUCAUAUUAAGUAUUAACAGUUGUCGGUGCGGUAAAUGAUAUCAAUUUGUGAAUUUCAAAGCAUCAAAACAUACUACAGUUGCAGUUUGAUCAAGAAAAUUCCCCAAUUUAUGCGAAUCCUCGAUUUUUCUGAAUACUCAGUUUUGAUGCUUAAAACGACCUUUUUUUGCAUAGCAACGGUGUUAUUUGAUAUCUGCAACAGCGUGGAGUCAUUUGUCGGUUUGAGACCAGUUGACUGCAUAAAAUUAUCUCGAUGUUUUUGCUUGCUUUGAAUUGAUUAUUGGACGACAA